Molecule: messenger RNA, 432 nt
Organism: Linum trigynum
Lineage: Eukaryota; Viridiplantae; Streptophyta; Magnoliopsida; Malpighiales; Linaceae
Source: the annotation of a GenBank genome assembly
AUGGAUGAUCUCAAGAGCACUACAGGAUUCGUAUUUUUCCCGGGAGAUACAGCUUUCACAUGGAGUUCAAAGAAGCAAGCUAUAGUGACUCUACCAACUUGUGAAGCUGAGUAUGUUGCUGCGACAUCGUGUGCGUGUCAUGCGAUAUGGCUGAGAAAGUUGCUGAAGGAGUUGAACAUGACACAGGAAGAGUCAACUAAAAUUUUUGUGGAUAACAAGUCUGCCCUGGCGUUAGCAAAGAAUCCGGUGUUUCAUGAUCGCAGUAAGCAUAUUGAUACAAGAUAUCAUUUUCUGAGAGAAUGUGUGGUGCAGAAAGAAGUGGCGUUAAAAUAUGUGAAGACUGAAGACCAGAUUGCUGAUAUUUUCACGAAGCCGCUUAAGCAAGAUGUGUUCGUCAAACUAAGGACGCUACUCGGAGUUACGACUAAUUAA